AUGAGCGUCCCGGGCCCCUCUGGCCUGUGGCCGUCUUGGCGACAGUCGCCUCGCGGUGCCGCGCUGGUUCCCUUUCCUGCGUGCGCGGCUUCCCGGAUUGCCUGGGUCCCCUCCUUGUUUCUGAUGCAUCGUUAUCAGGAGUCCUGUGGGCCUGCGUUUUCUUGUUAUGAGCAACGAGUUCAGCUUCCUAGAAAGUCUUUGCAGAAGCCAGGAAAGACCUUCAAAUCCAGGUUAAAAGAGCCGCACCCAGAGACAUGGACGUGGGCGCUCCACUGCAGUCUGCUCUACAGUUACACCUCGGAGAGCUCACGUGUGGGGGAAGCAGUGUGUCAGGGCACAGCCUGGACUCUUCAGAUCACUGUAGGAUCAGAUGUGACCUAUGGUCACAAGAUAAGGGCUAUCAAUGCUGCAGCCUUUGAGAGCAGUGUUGGAUGCCACAGUGGUUUCAACAGCUUCCUCAUGUUAGCGCUAAGAGCAGAAGAAGACAUUACUGUAUCAUUUAAUACUAAAGUAACAUUGUCAGAUAAGUACCUUGCCCAGAGUUCCCUGAAUGAGAAGCACCAAGGCCUGUCAUCAAAACAAGUCAGUCUGAGGCCAGGACUUAUCCACUACACCACACUGCUUCAUGUUGUUCAGUCUCCUCAGUGUAAAGCUAUAGUUCUUAGAACAAUGGAGUCUCAGCAGCUGACUUUCCAUGUUGAAAAUUCAAGCUCAAAUUCUCCAAAGAUGAGGACAGAGAAUCAGAGCAAAGCCGCGUCCUGGAGAGGGGGCCGAGCAGCCGUGCGCUGCUGUGGUGCGGGGCGCCGACCCUCCGAGGCUUCUCUGACGGGAGGGCCAGCGGAAGAGCGGCCCGUGUUACCCGUUCCUUCUGACACACGUGCGUCCCAGGAGCUCGGCGCGCGGAAGGUGCGUGGGCAGGUGGGCGUGGCGCCCGCGCGCGGGCAGCGGGGCGGGAGGAGGAGGAGGAGCUGGCUGCGCCCGCGGAGCGAGGACGCGCCGCUCCCUGAAGCCAGGACAAAGUCUGGAGAGGAGGGAGGGCUCCGAGGCUCCGCUGGUCCCGGCCUGCGCCGUGCCCGCGGAGCCUGGGCGCUGGCCCUGGUGCUGACGCCGCUGGCACCCGGGGCCCGUGGGCGAGGUAGGCGCGCGGGGCGCCCCGGUGCCGCCUUCCGGCUUCGUGAGGUUGUCGCCGCCGGACCUUCCCGGCGUCGCUGCCGCCGCGGGCGCUGGACAGCCCGGUGCGCCGGCGUUGUCUGCGGCUCCCUGGCGCCGGUGGACUUUUUCCUCCACUGCGACCCCCGGUCCUGCUCGUGUGCCUUCGUUUCCCGCGCUUUACCGUUUGGCUGGGUCUGCCCGAUAACGCCAGUGGGUGCCAAGUGCCGGGCAAGUUCUCUUCGUACCUGUGUUAGAAUUCGUUUGGCUGCCGCGGAAGAAAUCUGUCCGCCUCCCUUCAUCCCUGGCGAGGAAAACACGGGCAUAAUGUUUUCAAGGCUCAUCCGUAUUGUAACGUGUCUGUACGUCAUUUCUUUGAAAGCUCAUGAGUGCUCUCCUGGGGGAGAUGGGAUUCUUCGGAGACAUAGAAAUGUCCAUUUUGACUCCUUGCACCUCCAGCAGUGGGCUGUUCAAGACCUGAUCUGUGACCGCUCCCUCUCCCCCUGAUGGUAUCAGUUUCUCCUCUUUGACAGACCUGCUGAAAUGUCAACCACGUGUGUUGAGAUAAGCCACUGUGGAACACAGGCCCCCAUCUGGCUGUCCCUAGGUUCAGAAACACUGCCUUCUCCUGGGGAGAUGAAGCACCUGACCACUUGUGCCACAUGGCGGUUUCUGUUCAGUGCGACCAGAGGCUGCUGCUUUCAAAUCCCUGUGUCUGUAAGAAACUGUGGGAAAUUUUUUGUGUACUUUCUACAGUCCACUCAGGGAUGCAUGGGCUAUUGUGCGGAAGUGAUUCCUGAGGCAAAAUUACACCCAUGUGGCCCUGAGGAAAUUGAAAUUGGAGGUGCCUGUGUUGGCAACAUUUCCCUACUGCAGCCCUCAUUGCCACUUCUGCCUCCAGGAAGGCUGAAAGUUGUGGUGGAAUUGAUUGAGUCCAGGCUUUUCUGUAGGUGUGCUUUUGAUGUUUUUCCCAUGAACAGCUCAGUGGGAUUUCUUGUAGCUUGGACCAGGAUGUCUUCUCGGGAAAUCAAGGAGGAGCUGAAACAGGAAACCACAGUUCAGGCAUUCUCUCUCUUAGAACUUGAUGGCAUAAAUCUCAGACUUGGAGAUAGGUAACUGUAUUCGUAAAUAUUCUGUAGUGCUUCUGUCUUUUUCUUGGAGAAACCACAUAUACAAAGUUUAGUCCGUGAAAGCAAAGAAUAUUUUGCAGGCAUCAAGAUAGGUAGCAGUUGGUUUUUGCAACCUGAAUUGAGCACUAUAUAAGAAGAUGGGAGAGAAUACCAGUUAAAGAUAGAGAGCAUUCCAGUCAUUUGUUCUGGACUUGGUAGACUUGAUCAAGAUUGCAAAAUUUCAUUAAAACUAAAAACCGUUGAUCAAGGUAAAGUGUACCUUGGCUUAAAUCUGGCCCUGUCUUCCUGCCUUGUGGACCUUCUCCAGAAUGCUUCCUGUUCUAAUGGCACCUGUACCCAUGCCUUUGUGUACUACCCUGCUGUAUCAGAGUUUUCUGGAGAUGGAGAUAGAGUUACAAACAUAGUAGAGCAGCCAAUAGCUCAUGAGGACUUCCUGUGGAACGGCUACAUUCCCGACAAAAUUAAGAUCAGAGUAAAGGAUGUCCCAACUGCUUACUGCUAUUCAUUUACUGACCCACAUAUAAUUAGAUUUAAUGGCUGGUUAUAUGAUAAUUUCAAGGCCAGAACAUUUGUGCUUUAUAAGAGUAUGCCACGUGAUUUUGGCCUGCACUAUCCUGUGUCAUGUAACUGCGGGUUUGUUGCCAAGGAAGAAGGUGAUGUGGUUACCUUGGAUAUGUGCAGUGGUCACCUGUACAAAUCACUGUAUUUGUUUGUAAAGAGCCAAGAUGGAGCCAGCAAUAUCAAGAUAACUGAAUCUUACUUAGGAACAAAAGUCACAGUCUGGUUUUCUUCAGGAGCAUUUAUCCGUGCUGAUCUUAGUGAAUGGGGCAUGAGCAUAACAGAGCACCUAGUGUAGAUUUUAAAAACACUGGGACUUUGUGGUACUUUUGAUGAAAAUCCAGAAAAUGAUUUCCGUGACAAAAAUGGAAUCAAAAUUGAUAAAAAUUUUAAUAAUUGUGUGGCAUUUAUUAAUGAAUGGAGGAUUUUACCAGGAAAAAGCAUGUUUGACACAAAGCCAAUUUCUGCAGCAUCACCUGGAAAGCCAUCCUAUUGUAGCUGCUCAUUGGACACUGCUUUGUUUUAUCCAUCUUCUAAUCAUCUGGACGGUACUUUUCAAUUAGAACGUGCUUCAGGUUGCAAUGAGCACCAUGAAGAUCGUAUAUGCACACAUUUGUAUUAUAAUAGCAGUAAGUGGGUGCUGGGAGACCCCGUCUAUACACAGGCGGUUUUCAAAAAUAGCAGAACUGUGGAUUGUUAGCUGCCUGCUGGUGUCCAGCUGUCUGAUGCUGUGUACCUGAUGGCUGAGAAACUAAUUGCAAAGUGGCAAUUAAAGGUAUCUAACGAUGGUCAUAAAUUCAGUAAUUCCAAAACAAUAAUCAUGUAUGGUGGCGUUGGUCAAGUCUGUGGUCUCCAUGAACAUGACUCAUGUACAAUCAAGGAACAUGUUUUAGUCAUUGACAUAGUUCAGUACGAUAAAGACUAUUUGCCAGAUGAAUCACAGCUUGGGCUCAAGACUCAUGGUUUAUUGCAGGAAGGCAAUGGAAAUUUGAGGAAAAAUCUAGUGCAAGAGACAAAUAAACCAGAGUAUUAUUCUGAGUUGGUGUCGGGUUUGUUAUACAGAGAUGUUUUCUGUUUUACAAACAACCAACCCCCAGUGAUGCAAACAUCAUAAGACAAAUUACAGACUUUUUAUGGCGAAAACUUUGUGUACCAGUUCCUGGCCUUUGAUCCAGAAGGUUCUUAUGUCCAUUUUACCCUGGAUUCUGGCCCUGAAGGAGCCAUGGUUUCUGGUGCAGGGCUCCUGACAUGGAGAGCAGAGUCACAGACCACUGCGCUGUUCUCUCUGCGCUCCAUGAUGACUGCAGUGCCAUCUUGUGUCGACAGUUCUAAUUGUGAUAGUGAUAAAGAUUUUAAGCCAACAUCAACUGAACAUUCAUUUAUUGGAACAAGUCCUGCUACUACCAGAAGGUUCUUGAAUACAAUCACCAACGUCUACCACUUGUCAUCAAAAUCAGUUACAACUCAAGAGGAUAAUUCAGAGAAGGCUGCUUCCCAUCAGAUACCAAGUUAUGAACACAUGGAUCAUGCACUCAGGACAGAUCUUAGUCUUCAUGAGUCAGGAGUUUCUCUGGACAACAGUAUAAAGGAUAUUAUCCCAAACUCCAUCCAAACAGAAACAGGAGGGUUUAUUUCUCAAAUUAACAGUUCUUCCCAAGGUUACACACAGAAUAAGGAUGGGCUCGCAUCAUCAGUCCCUAAUGCAAUCACUGAUCCAGAAAAGUUUGGAUCGACCAAAGCAUCAACUUGUGUUGAAUCAUCUUGUUUCCCAGGUGUUUCCUGUGUGCCGGCCAUAGAUGGCCACAUCAGAUGUGGACGUUGCCCCUCGGGGUAUUAUGGCAAUGGUAUCCACUGUAGGGCCAUUUGUAGACACCCAUGUGGAAAAACCAGGGAAUGUGUUGCCCCAAAUGUAUGCAAAUGUAGGCCUGGGUACAUUGGGUCUAACUGCCAUACUGCUGUAUGUCACCCUGACUGCAAGAACCAUGGAAAAUGUGUCAAGCCUGACCUCUGUCAGUGUCCUCCAGGACACAGUGGCCCAACCUGUGACAAAGAACAUUGUCACCCACCUUGUCAACACAGCGGCACGUGCCUGGCCAGCAAGCUCUGCACCUGUGCUUAUGGUUUUGUUGGACUAAGAUGUGAAACAAUGAUCUGUAACAGGCACUGUGAAAAUGGAGGUGAAUGUCUUACACCAGAUGUUUACCAGUGCAAGCCUGGCUGGAAUGGACCAACCUGUAGUGCAGCUUUGUGUGUCCCCGUUUGCCUCAAUGGUGGUUCCUGUAAUAAGCCAAACACUUGCCUUUGUCCAAACAGAUUCUUUGGUGCACGAUGUCAGAAUGCUCUCUGUCACCCUCCCUGUAAGAAUGGUGGCCACUGUGUGAGAAAUAAUGUGUGCGUCUGUCGUGAAGGCGACACUGGCAGGAGAUGCCAAAAAAGCAUCUGUGAUCCUAUGUGUGUGAAUGGAGGAAAGUGUGUGCGGCCAGACAUCUGCUCUUGUGCUCCUGGCUGGAGUGGAAAGCAAUGCAACACACCUGUCUGCUUUCAGAAAUGUAAAAAUGGUGGUGAAUGCAUUGCUCCUGGCAUCUGCCACUGUCCCCCUGCUUGGGAAGGAGUGCAGUGUCAAAUACGGACAACAGUAAAGAUGGGGGAGGAAAACGGGGAAAGAGCAGCCGAGGACCCCGCGUCCUGCCUUUCUGUCACUUGUUGUCUCCCGAGUCCCGACCUUCACUUCUCCGGCUUCGUUCUGCUGCUCCCCAGGGCCGUCCUUUCUACUCGUUUCUGUAUCUCUUGGGCUCCUCAACACAGAGUACAAAGAAAUUUAUCUUUAGCAGGAGAAAAAAGAACAGGUGCAAAAACGGCCGUUGGGGCCGAGCUCCUGCCUGCACCUUCCCCUCUGCCCGUCUUCAGUCGUCUUCACAGGGACCUGCACACCUAA
Messenger RNA from Lepus europaeus (European hare), 5772 nucleotides. RefSeq names its product von Willebrand factor D and EGF domains (gene VWDE). Gene Ontology annotation, cellular component: cell surface; extracellular region. The record is from RefSeq and is a predicted model, not a curated record. Lineage: Eukaryota; Metazoa; Chordata; Mammalia; Lagomorpha; Leporidae. Gene Ontology annotation, molecular function: signaling receptor binding. Gene Ontology annotation, biological process: anatomical structure development.